Messenger RNA from Ceratosolen solmsi marchali, 984 nucleotides. Its product is annotated as coiled-coil domain-containing protein 130 homolog. Lineage: Eukaryota; Metazoa; Arthropoda; Insecta; Hymenoptera; Agaonidae. Gene Ontology annotation, cellular component: U2-type spliceosomal complex; post-mRNA release spliceosomal complex. The transcript has 5 exons. The coding region runs from base 31 to 984 and encodes 317 amino acids. Gene Ontology annotation, biological process: mRNA splicing, via spliceosome. The record is from RefSeq and is a predicted model, not a curated record.
UUAAUCGAUUGGCUCAAUAUAUAAGAUAAAAUGGGAGAACGAAAAGGACAAAACUUAUAUUAUCCCCCUGAUUAUAAUCCAAAAUUUGGGGGAAUAAAUAAAUUUCAAGGAACACACGCAUUGCGAGAAAGAGCUAGAAAACUUCAUAUGGGCAUUUUAAUUAUUCGUUUUGAAAUGCCCUUUAAUAUUUGGUGUAAUGGAUGCCAAAAUCAUAUAGGAAUGGGAGUGCGGUAUAAUGCAGAAAAGAAGAAGAUAGGAAUGUAUUAUAGUACCCCCUUGUAUCAAUUUAGAAUGAAAUGUCAUUUAUGUGAUAAUCAUUUUGAAAUUAAGACAGAUCCAGCAAAUUUAAAUUAUGAAAUUGUCAGUGGAGCACGACGUCAGGAGAAUCGUUGGGAUCCAACGGAAAAUGAACAAAUAGUUCCAGAAACAAAGGAAGUUUCCCAUAGAUUAUACGACGAUGCUAUGUAUAAAUUGGAACACAACAUAGAAGAUAAAAAAGUUGCUAAAACAAGAUCAAAUGCUUUAGAAAAUGCAAUUGCUCUAAACGAAACAUUUUGGAAAGAUGAUUAUACUUCAAAUUGUGCUCUUAGAGCAUCAUUUAGGGCAAAAAAAAAAGAAAUACAAAAGAAAUCAAGCGCGGACCAAAUGUUACUAAAGAAACUGGGUAUUAAUAUUAAUUUAGUCAGUGAGCAUGAAGAUGACAUAAGAUUGGCAAAAUUACUAUCACAACAUAAAACAAAAUGUAAGAAAAAUAAAUUACUACCCAUUAAGCAAAUGAUUUCUGUUGCUCAAUCAAGGGAGAGAUCAAAACAAAAAUCUAGAUUCGUAUCGAGUACAAAAAACGAUGAAAAACUCUCGCUACCUUCUGUUUCAAAUACAAACGAACCAAGUUCUAGUUGUAGUACAACAAGUAGUAACGAAAGCAGCAAGCACUUUCCCCUUUUAGUUCAUUAUGAUAACACAAGCUCGGAAAGCGAUACCUAA